Molecule: messenger RNA, 1416 nt
Organism: Darwinula stevensoni
Lineage: Eukaryota; Metazoa; Arthropoda; Ostracoda; Podocopida; Darwinulidae
Source: the annotation of a GenBank genome assembly
AGUGGGAUGGCGGGUGAAGAAAAACAGAGGGAUGCCUGCCUUACAUGUCGCGGCCUCGCCUGCCUUCCAGGAAACGGCGGGUGAUGCUCGCACCGACUCCGCUUGCAUCAGGCAGAAGGGAGAGCCCCUCGACGUCACGCCGACGUCACCGCCCCGCCAGCCAAUGGGAGAGCACCACGUCCGGAGCCAUUCCAAUGACGGACUGCCACGACGGAGUUCCGUAGGAGGCAUUGCGUGGAGCUGACCCCAUCCCGAAGGGAUGGAAGAAGGGACGGUGAAAAAGCGGGUCGCGAUCCCUCCACCCGAUCAGAAACGUUCGAGGCCUUGGUCAGGCGAGUCUCAGAGAUGAAGACGAUCUUGAUCGUGCCGAAGGGGCCUUCGUGCCCCGUCCGAGUGGUGGAAUUCCCGUCGUCUCCCGUCGUGAAGAGAGAGAUCGAGGACGAGGAGAUGGAGUGCCCGAGGAGGAAAAAGGUGAAACUGGAUCACUUGUCCUCAGAGGAGAAGAUGAUGAGGAGGAAGAUGAAGAAUCGGGCGGCCGCUCAGAGCGCCCGGGAUCGAAAGAAGGCGAGAAUGGAAGAAUUGGAGUGUUUAGUCAAGAUUCUCGAGGAACAGCAUUCCAAGCUUGCAGCCGAGAACAAAAUCCUGAGGCUGCAGAACGAGGCAUUAGAAGAGGAGAACGCGGAGUUGAGGAGGUCCCUGGGAAUGGAUGGGACGACGCCCAUUGGUCCUGCAGAGUCCAUUAAUGCUCCCCUGCCGAGGGAACAGGGUGUCAAGUCCCAGACCGUUCUCAAUGCUCUCUUCCUCCAACUCUUGUGCUUGAUGCAGACCAAAGGAAGCGUCUCGAGCUCCUCGCUGCCGCCUCUCUCGAGGUCAGAAAAGGAUGGUGUUGAUGUUGGACGAGGAGGAGGAGAUGGGAGUGAAAUUGGAGGAACCAAUAUUGACGACCUCCUGCAAGCCACGUUGGUGGGGACCACAUCAGCAAUCUUGGAACCCAGUAAUUCCGAAGGAGGAAGCGGACGACUGAGCGAGACGUCCGACCACAUGUACGCAAGGGAGGGAAAACAGUGCAAACUGGACUCCACAUGGUUGUUGGACGAUUCCAACGCGGGUGACCUGGACCUAUUGUCCGAAAUCCUGCAGUUGAGUGAAGAGGACACGAAAGCGUUGAAAGAUCCCAUGUCGCCCUAUUCAGAGAACUGCACCUCUGCAUCACCUCUCUCACCCUGCUCCGGCUACGAAAGCUUCUCCUCUCCCGACUCUCUGUCUGAUUGCUGUAGCGACCUGGACGAUCUAUUCCCUAAUUUAUUGUGAAGCGUGAUUGCCGUGUUUUGGUGCACAGUGUGUGGGGAAGUCUCCUGUAUUCCUGUUGUUAAUGGAAUAUUAUUCCAUAUUAUUAAAUUUGGUUUGUGCUGCAAA